CCUGCUAAUAACACUCUCUUCUCCUUACCAAUUACUUUUUUCACUUAAAGUUUUACAAUCACGGUGGGCACAAUGAGUUCCUCAGGAGAAGAACGAGGUGUUGUUGUUGCGGAGCCCGAGCCACCAAGAGGGAAUAGAAGCCGAUUUGCUUUUGCUUGUGCAAUCUUAGCAUCAAUGACGUCUAUAAUCCUUGGUUACGAUAUAGGAGUGAUGAGUGGAGCUGCAAUUUUCAUAAAAGACGAUUUGAAACUGUCGGAUGUACAACUUGAGAUUCUUAUGGGGAUUCUGAAUAUCUAUUCUAUAAUCGGUUCAGGCGCGGCCGGUAGAACUUCCGAUUGGAUUGGAAGAAGAUAUACCAUAGUGUUGGCAGGAGCCUUCUUCUUUUGUGGUGCUCUUCUCAUGGGCUUUGCCACAAACUAUCCUUUCAUUAUGGUGGGUCGUUUCGUAGCUGGUAUCGGUGUCGGUUAUGCUAUGAUGAUUGCGCCUGUUUACACCGCUGAAGUCGCUCCUGCCUCCUCACGUGGUUUUCUUAGCUCUUUCCCUGAGAUAUUUAUCAACAUUGGUAUACUUUUAGGAUAUGUGUCCAACUACUUCUUCUCCAAGCUUCCCGAGCAUCUCGGUUGGAGGUUCAUGUUAGGGAUUGGAGCGAUUCCCUCGGUAUUCCUAACCAUUGGAGUGUUGGCAAUGCCGGAGUCUCCACGGUGGCUAGUCCUCCAAGGUCGCAUUGGAGAUGCUUUUAAAGUUCUUGAUAAAACCUCAAACACUAAAGAAGAAGCCAUCUCUAGGCUCAAUGACAUCAAACAUGCAGCUGGAAUCCCUGAUGAUAUGACAGAUGAUGUUGUAGUCGUGCCGAAAAAGAAGACUGCCGGUAAAGGCGUGUGGAAGGACCUUCUUGUUCGACCAACCCCGGCUGUUCGACACAUCCUCAUAGCAUGCUUUGGCAUCCACUUAGCCCAGCAAGCCUCUGGAAUCGAUGCGGUCGUGCUUUACUCUCCGACCAUCUUCUCAAAGGCUGGACUGAGAUCCAAGAAUGACCAGCUUUUGGCUACGGUGGCAGUCGGAGUUGUCAAGACCCUCUUCAUCGUGGUAGGGACUUGUGUGGUUGAUCGGUUUGGACGUCGUGCCUUGUUGCUUACGAGUAUGGGCGGAAUGUUUAUUUCCUUGACAGCACUUGGAACUAGUCUCACAGUAAUCAACAGGAACCCCGGACAAACUAUCAAGUGGGCUAUAGGGCUUAGUUGGGCUAUAGGGCUUAGCGUUACAACGGUGAUGUCUUUUGUGGCAACAUUCUCAAUAGGCGCAGGCCCCGUGACGUGGGUUUACUGCUCAGAGAUAUUCCCCGUGAGGCUAAGAGCUCAAGGUGCAAGUUUGGGAGUGAUGUUGAAUAGACUUAUGAGUGGUAUUAUCGGAAUGACAUUCCUGUCUCUUUCUAAGGGUCUCACAAUUGGUGGUGCGUUUCUUCUCUUUGCCGGAGUUGCGGCCGCCGCAUGGAUCUUCUUCUUCACUUUCCUUCCGGAGACACGAGGUGUGGCUUUAGAAGAAAUAGAGAGUCUCUUCGGAAGCUACAGUGCAAACAAAAAGAACAAUGUUACGAGCAAGGGUAAAGAAGUUGUUGAUGAACUAUGAGAGUGAGAACUUUUUUGUUUCCAUUUCAUUAUUUGGUCAAUGGAACGUCAAAAGAUUCUCGUAACUGAGUCUUCAAGGGGCGAGUGCGACUACAAAGAAGAUUAUAGCAGAGGAUUUGACUUGUCAUGUUUAAUCGGACAUUUUCGACAGCUUUAAUAAGUUUUUUGUUUUUUUUUUUUUGCGAAAAAGAGUAAGAAACUCUUCAUCUCUAUUCUUUUAUUAAUUCUAAUAGGUAGGUUUAAUUAAUUUGUUUGGACGAAUUAUUAAGGUACGUUUCAGUUAUUUGCAAGUUUAUAUAACUCAAAAGUGUGUAUAUUG
Camelina sativa (false flax) is the source of this 1944-nucleotide messenger RNA. The record is from RefSeq and is a predicted model, not a curated record. NCBI's taxonomy places the organism in Eukaryota, Viridiplantae, Streptophyta, Magnoliopsida, Brassicales, Brassicaceae.